This is a messenger RNA of Pseudomyrmex gracilis, 3399 nucleotides long. RefSeq names its product BTB/POZ domain-containing protein KCTD16 (gene Ktl). The record is from RefSeq and is a predicted model, not a curated record. Lineage: Eukaryota; Metazoa; Arthropoda; Insecta; Hymenoptera; Formicidae. Gene Ontology annotation, molecular function: protein binding. The coding region runs from base 651 to 1394 and encodes 247 amino acids. Gene Ontology annotation, biological process: protein homooligomerization. The transcript has a single exon.
ACACGGAAGAGCGAGCGGAGAGUACGACUUUGCUGCUGCCGCGCGCCAACAUCACUUAAUUAGGCGAGAAAGCGCGCAGCAGAGAUUCGAGCUAAUCGAGCGAGCUCUAUCUUUGUCGUCACCUCGACAAGCAGCCUCCUCGCUUCUUCGGAACCGUUUAUUCGAGUGACAUCUUUAGUAGAAGAGCGAUAUCAUCCUAUGCGUGCGAAUUAAUCUCGAGCAACAACGUGCUGGUGCAACAAGAAUCUGGUCAGUUCGAUUUUUCAACAUCGCGCGGACCAUCAUCGAAAGUGUUCUCACAUGCAAAUACGUACGAGUGACGAAUCACUUUGUUGAUUAUCGGUCAGCGAGAUAACAAAGCCCAAAGAGUGAUCUUCCGCGUUUAAUAUAAUUGCGAUCGACUCCGAGAUCCUUCAGGUCGUCGACCCUCGGUCUUUCUGUCGUUGUACGCGAGUGUCGCAUAUCGUUGAGCAAAGAAAGCAAUUCGUAUCGUAAUUACGUUUUCAAUCUCUCGUGGGAACUUGAUCAGCUGCGAGUUUUCCAUCUCUGGUCUUCCCGUCGGCGUCACACAUCGUCGGAUCGUCGAUUCUAUAUAGUUACUGCCCUUCGUCUUUCCUUUCUUUCGCAUCGCGAACACACGGGCUGCACACAUGGGAGACCAAGAGCAACAGGAAACAAUACCGAGCGUGGUGGAACUGAAUGUGGGCGGCGUCUUUUACACCACAGCCUUGACUACGUUAACUCGCGAGAGUGAAUCGCACCUGGCGGCACUCUUCACGGGCAAAUCCGCCGUGGAAAAAGAUGCCAAGGGAAAAUACUUUCUGGACCGUGACGGCGUGCUCUUCCGCUACGUACUGGACUUCCUGCGCAACCAGGCGCUGGUAUUACCGGAAGGCUUUCGCGAACGCGAGAGGCUGAAGCAGGAAGCUAAUUUCUACGGUCUGCCCGGUUUAGAAAAGGCGAUUUUGGAGAACGCCGAAUCCAACGGACAGACUGGCGGCACCGUCGGCAAACGCACGCCGGGAUAUAUCACCAUCGGCUAUCGUGGCAGUUUUGCUUUCGGUCGCGAGGGUUUGGCUGAUGUAAAAUUUCGCAAACUCUCGAGAAUUCUUGUAUGCGGCCGCGUAGGACUCUGUCGAGACGUAUUCGGUGAGACGCUGAACGAGAGCCGCGAUCCCGAUCACGGCCUGUCUGAUCGCUACACGUCACGCUUCUUCCUCAAACAUAGCAUCAUCGAGCAGGCCUUCGAUAUGCUGCAGGAACAGGGAUUCAGAUUAGCAGGUAGCUGCGGAUCUGGUACUGCUGGCGGCAAUUCCGAACAACUAAAACCUGGCGUCGACUUAGAGGAAAAUCGCUGGAACCAUUAUAACGAGUUCGUUUUCGUGCGCGAUUAGAGAGCAGCGGGCAGCGUGAUAUCCGUGAAUAAAAAAAACCAAAAAAGUACAUUGAGUUGACUUAAUCCUUGUCUUCUUUCGCGGCUGCUGCGAUUAAUGCCUUGCACAUUUUAUAUAAAUGCCGUGCGAUUGAUAACAGCUGCUGUUAGAGAAGACUUGGUUCGGGUGCUCGAAAAGAGAUUCAAGCAAAAACGUUUUUGUUUGAAAACACGUGUGCGCGUAACGCCGCGAUUCUCUUUAAUAGUACACAUCACAAGUGUAAGGAAGUCGAUAUGUACGACACUGAGCUUACAUAUUAGAGGUGUACACGAAAGCGUCGGAUGUUCGUUUCGCAGUUUCCUUCGCAGCUAAUUUUAUCACGCGAGACAAUUUUCCCGAAGCUGUCAUUAUCAUUAUCAUCAAUCGACGUUGAAGCGGAAAUAGAAAUUGGAGCGCGUUUCAAGGCUCGAGAAUACCAAUAUCGUCUGUCUUCUGAAAUAUUAAUUCUCGAGAUUCUGCCAACCUUAUCGAUUCUUUCAUGAGAAUAAAGAAAAAACGGGUGGAGUGAGUAAGAAAAAGUGACGAAGAUAAAUUUUUGAGAACAACUGCAUUCCGAUAAAAACUCUUUUCCGAGACAACUGAUAAGAAGUACUAAUAAGGAGGAAUUGAAACUUUGCAUUUAUUAAAACACACAAAAACUGUGAGAACUUGAAUUUACUGUAAUUAUGCUAAACUUCCAAAUGCUCGUAAUACAUAAUAAAAAAUUAUAAAUCAACAUUGAGUUGCAAUAGAAGUAUUUGCUUUAAACGAGAAAGACAGACAGACAGAGAGAAAGAGAGAGAGAGAGAGAGAAGAAAGUGGUUUUAUUCAAGUCGUAAUUAUACAUCUUACACGCAUAACUAGCUAUUCAGUUGUAUGUGAGUUUGAUCCACAAUCGUGCAAAUAGAGCUCGAAACUUCUCUGUGAAUACAGCGUGUUUAAUAUCUUUCAUAAUUAGAACACGCCUAAACAGCGGUAAAGUUGCCGUUUUAUGCAAUAAUCCUCAGUUGCUUCUUUCAACUGAGAUUGUCGCGUGAGAGCGAGACGUUUUAUUAAAAAGCAGUCUCGCGUAAAUCCAACGGAUGAAAGACAUACCAAUGUCAGGCGUUUUUCAUUGAACAGCGGGUGUGAGGUAAGACGGUAAAUGAAACACGCAAAGCGAAUCGAAGAUGAAGAGCGCUGGGGGGUGACGUUGAAGUAUCUGCGAACGAACGCGACUCAGGCUACUUAAAAAAAAGCAACAGCGUCAGAUAUGUCAGUGAUAAAUGUCGCCAGGAGCGACGAGCGAGAAAAUGUAAGGAAAAAACAUAACACACGAAAUGCAAACUUAACAGCUAAUAGGAAUAUCAAGUUGUUUUUUAGAAGAUCGAACAAAUGACGCAAUAACGUUUUUGUAUUCUUUUCAUUUGCAUUUGACGCAAAUUUGCAUUUGACGAAAAUUGGCAGAAAAUUAAAGAUGACAGGAAAUUUUGAUUCAUGAUGAUGAGAUCAAAGAAAGUCUCCGGUGCUAGUUUUGCCGAAUAAUAGCCGGUGUUAUUGUGUAAAUGGUCGGGCCGGAUGAUCACUACUUAAUCAAUGGCCGGAUCGAGUACUAUUAAUUGCUAGUCGGAUCAAAAAAGUUACUGCAUAUUAAAAUCGGACACUUCCUUUGAAAAGAAAAAAAGAAAGAAAAACUUAUUAUUAUUUCAUAUGCGUAAAAAGCGCGAGCAAUAAUUUGAUAAAUUAACGUCCAAUGAAUUAUCUCUCUGGAUGAACAGACCAACCCCGUUUGUUGUAGGCGGAGUGGCUUGUCGAAUGCGUGUACUUACAACCUAACACGAUGUCUCAAACGCUAUUCAAACGACAGAACAGCUAGAUACGUUCUUUCUUUUAAUAAUUUCUCGUUAGCUUUGAAAAAAUUCGAACAGCGAUAAUCCUUUUCUUUUUUUCACUUUAUAAAAAUAUUUAUUUUCUUGUUUACUAGAUAAAAAAACUACAAAAUUUAAGG